AUGUGCUCACCUGAAGUACAGGAAAAUACUGGAGACCUCAUUGAGGGUAGUAAAUUUCGCUGGAAGAAAGGAGAGCUUAUUGGGCAUGGUGCAAUCGGGAAGGUCUACAUGGGCUUAAACUUCGAGACCGGAGAGAUGAUGGCUGUUAAGCAGGUUGAUCUCGGCGAGCAUUUUGGGCCGCAAGCAGCUGAAGAGCUCAAAGCCAUGGAUCAAGAGAUCCAUAUCUUCAGUAUGAUUUCUCACCCUAACCUCGUCAGAUACUAUGGAAUGGAAAAAACUUCAACUCAGUUUUUCAUUUUCCUUGAGUACGUGUCAGGGGGGUCCAUUGCAACCAUGCUGCGAAAGUUUGGAGCAUUCAGUGAACAGAUGGUCAGCAACUUUACCGCCCAAAUUGUAGACGGACUGCACUAUCUGCACUCUCAAUCGAUUUGCCAUCGCGACAUCAAAGCGGCGAAUAUUUUAUAUAGCAACGAUGGCGUUGUUAAACUCGCAGACUUCGGGACAGCCAAAAAGAUUGCGGACGUCAUGAAUAUGUCAACUGGACUCAAGUCACUUGUCGGAACUCCAUACAUGAUGGCGCCUGAGGUUAUCCGCCAGACCGGACAUGGCCCCCCCGCUGACAUCUGGUCCCUCGCUUGUGUCAUAUGGGAGAUGGCGACCACCAAGCAUCCCUUCACACAGUACACUGAUAGAAUGGUCGCUAUGUACAAUAUUGCACAUGCAAAAGCUCCUCCAAAUCCUCCGGAGACUCUUUCUGAAAUCGCACAGGAUUUUGUUCGGAAGUGCAUGAUCAUCGAGGCGCCGCGUAGAGCGUCGACGAAGCAGCUUCUUGAGCAUCCGUUCAUAGGUGAAGGCUAA
Guillardia theta CCMP2712 is the source of this 858-nucleotide messenger RNA. RefSeq lists its product as hypothetical. The coding region runs from base 1 to 858 and encodes 285 amino acids. The transcript is spliced from 8 exons. The record is from RefSeq and is a predicted model, not a curated record. Gene Ontology annotation, molecular function: ATP binding; protein kinase activity. Lineage: Eukaryota; Cryptophyceae; Pyrenomonadales; Geminigeraceae. Gene Ontology annotation, biological process: protein phosphorylation.